UCUUAAGAUUUAAAGAACAGCAAAUACCGAUUUUUGACCAGAAAAUAGGUAUCUGCACAGAUGCCGUAUCUUUCUAGUCAUAUGACGUCUCCACUUCCUGCUUGGAGUAUCAAUUUUGAGACAACGCUGUUUUCUCCUCUAAUAAGAAAUGUUUCCAGAUAUAAUUUAUGGUAGUCAUGAAACGUGAAAAUUCAAAAAGUAUGGAUGAUGUAGCGCAGCUUGAAUCAAUCAACAGAUUAGCAGGGAACGGUUUUAUUGACAUCUUGAAAAGUACAAAAAAAAAUGCAUUUCCCAAGAUCCAAUGCAUGCCCGAAGGGGUACGACGUCUCGAGGAUUUUUGACACAAAAUAAGAUUGUCUGCUUCCGCGCGCGAUUUAUAAUGUUUUGCUCACUUUGCGAAAUCUCUUGAGUGUAGCUAACAUUUCACAGUUAUAAUGACUUGAAUGUCAAUGCAUUUAACCUAGCUGGUCCUAUUUUCUCGGGAGAUAAGACUGGGCCAUGCGCAGCUGGAGGUGGCAGUUCUCCAGGAUGAUGAGCCUUUGCCUGCACUGGUGCCGGCUGUGUCCUAAGCGAGGGGUGCGCCCCAGCAAGCCCCGGAGGAAGCUAGGAGAGCUGUGGAGCUACUGGAAGCUGCUGCUCAACUCCCUCUACUUCAACAGCCUCACCAACUCUGACACCUACCUGGACUGUGUCUUUGAACCCAUCUACUGGAUUGUGGACACUGUGACUCGCUGGUUUGGGGUGGUAUUUGUGUGCCUGGUGAUUGCCCUCACCAGCUCUGUGGUGGUCGUUGUCUACCUGUGCCUGUUGCCUGUUAUCCUCAACACCUACCCCCUACUGUGGAUCAUCUGGCACCUCACCUAUGGCCACUGGGUCCUCAUGAUGGUCCUCUUCCACUACUACAAGGCCACCACCACCUCCCCUGGACACCCACCACAGGUUAAAAGUGAUACACCGUCAGUGACCAUCUGUAAGAAAUGCAUCGUCCCCAAACCAGCCAGGACUCACCACUGCAGCAUCUGCAAUACGUGUAUUCUGAAGAUGGAUCACCACUGUCCUUGGCUCAACAACUGUGUGGGCCACUUCAACCACCGCUACUUUUUCUCCUUCUGCCUGUACAUGACCAUGGGCUGCAUGUACUGCAGCGUCAGCAGCAAAGAAAUGUUCAUAGAGGCUUACAACGCUGUCGAGAGCUACUAUCAGACCCCACCAGCACUGUUUUCCUUCAGGGAAAAGAUGGUCCACAAUGGUGUCAUUUUCAUUUGGGUGCUGACAAGUUCGGUGGCAGUUGCUCUGGGAGGUCUGACCCUGUGGCAUGCUAUCCUCAUCACUCGAGGAGAGACCAGUGUGGAGAGACACAUCAACAAGAAAGAAAUCAGACGUUUAAAGGAGAAAGGAAAGGUGUUCCGAAAUCCAUACCACUAUGGGAAAAUAAACAAUUGGAAAGUUUUGUUUGGUGUGGAAGAGACAAGUCACUGGUUGACCAGAGUCCUCCUACCGUCGAGCCACGUUCCCCAUGAAGAAGGACUGAUAUGGGAAUGCCCUCGGGCUCUCACCAGAAGAGACCCUAUGACCAUCUAACCUCCCACUACUCGCUGCUGGACAGUUUCUCAUCUCCACUUUAUGGGCCAUAAUCACUGCUAUACCCCUAUCCCUUGGAUGGUGGGCUAGACAGAAGACUUCUUUUAGCCUCUGAGGAGUUGACUAUUUGGUGUUGAUUGUGGCCCAUGAGUCCAGGGACCUUAAUCGGACCACCAGUCACUGUCAUGUGAAGUGAACUCAUGGUCCUGUCUUUAAUAGUCUACUUGUCUUGUGGCCUGACUGUUUUUGUACUGUUAGGUAUGUUGUCCAAAGUUGAUGUGAAGUGUGUGUGCUUUUUAAUUGUAUUGAAGUCACAGAAAAAGCAGUUUGGACUUUUUCAGUGCCAAAGAACAGCUUUCCACCAAAGGCUCGGUUCAGCUAGAUAACCACAUGCCUUGGCCAUUGUCCAACUAUGGGUGAGUAGUCUGGAGACUUUGACAGAAUCACAUAAACAACAUUACCAUUCAGGCUCGAGUUAGAUUAUGGUGUUCAUGUUACUGAGCAGUGCCCCUGUCAAUAUUAGGAAUUGUCAAAACAUUGCUAUGUGCCUUGUUAUGUUAAAUCUUUAACCUGUUUUCUAUUUGUUAAUUGUCAGGCACUAAUGCAAAGUACAGUUUAAUGUAUUUUCUACUAUUAUCCAACCUCCCACAUUGAUUUCUCCACUAAAAAGCUGCGUGUACACUGCACGGUUUUGGUCCCGAUAGCUGUCCCGGUCAAGUUUUUGAGAUCGAUAUUUUCAAACAUGGGUUUUACUUUAUCGGCACAAAAUCAGCAAUGAUCUUGUAGUGUGAGAUGUGCAACAAGUUUUGAGAAUGGUGAUAAGCAAUAGCCAAUGCAAAACGUCAUCUCACUGGCGAGCUCUCAUCACACAGAAUGUGUAGGUGCUGGAGCCAUGAAUACUAUUAGUACGCGUUUGUACUUCCCUUGAACCAAAGCGUCAAGUCGUUACAGCUCGGAAGUUCACAAGCAAUGUUAUUAAAUUCAAAAUGUUGGCUAGAUAUUUCAACUCUGUAUGGCAAGCGUGAAAGUUUUAAGAGCCGCACACUCUAGGAGCUCAGAUGCAAAACUAUUUAUGUCCAACGUUUCGACAGACAAGCUGUUUUCAUCAGGGUAUAAUGACAAACACUGCGAGAUGACUCAUUUUAUAUAGUGUCAAAAGACACAGGUCUGUAAUCAUGGACAGCUGUGGCCGGAUAUCAUUGGUUAAUUAUAUUAAAAUAGCAUACAAAUACAAUUUGGCUACAGCGUGAAAGUCUGACUGAAAACGUUUGAGGCUGUUGAGACAGCUCGUUGUAGCUACAUUAAAUCUAAUAUUGUUUUUGCGAGAGAGCGUGGUAUCUAGAAUCCUCACAAACAAGUGAAUUCUCUUGUAGUGUUUAACCCCCCCGUCUGUGCCACAUCGUUUCGUGCGCAACCCUACGUUGGCAAGACAACUACAGGAAAGUGGUUAUUUAACCUCUACGGAAUCAGUGUCCUCCCCCCGGGGGAUGGUUGCGCUAAGGUGAUGAGCAGAAAGCUUAAAUUCUUGUUAAUCUAACUGCAAUGUCCAAUUUACAGUAGCUACUAGUGAAAGAAUACCAUGCUAUUGUUGAGGAGAGUGCACAGCUUGGUACUUGAAAAUGUAUCAAACCAAUUAAGCACAUUGGAUCAGUCUAAAACUUUGCAGAGACUGCCAUCUAGUGGCAAAUCUAAAUUGCACCUAAACUGGAAUAAUACAUUGGUCUUUCUCUUGCAUUUCAAAGAAUACAAAAAAGUUUAAAAAAAAUAUUUGACCAGAUCUGUGUUAUUCUCCUACAUUUAUUUUCAAAGGAAUUAAUAAUAUACAUAUCCUUGCUUCAGGUCCUGAGCUACAGGCAGUUUAGAUUUGGGUAUGUCAUUUUAGGUGAAAAUUGAAUUAGAAAAAAAUGGGUUAGAUCCUUGAGGUUUUUAAUUUGAGAGGCUCAGCGACGUUAAUUCUGAAAGGUGUGUAGUGUACACCCGGCUUAACCAACAUUAAGAUCACUUAACAUGGUCAUACACUCUUGGAAGCUGCAGAUUUCCUCCUUGCUGGUCUCGAAUAUGGCCACCAGUUAGAAUUCCUAGAAUGGUCGGGAUAUUUCUUGUGGCCAGCCUGUAACGGGAGGGGCAUGUGGUUGGCUGCUGUGACAUGACCAAUAGAAACUGUUUCUCUGUAUCAUUACGAUUGAUAUUAGCUUGUAUUGUUUUAAUAUUUGAUAAAGGAUUGUUUUUGGAAACUUCA
This is a messenger RNA of Oncorhynchus masou masou (cherry salmon), 3820 nucleotides long. RefSeq names its product palmitoyltransferase ZDHHC16B-like. The coding region runs from base 499 to 1581 and encodes 360 amino acids. Gene Ontology annotation, biological process: protein palmitoylation. NCBI's taxonomy places the organism in Eukaryota, Metazoa, Chordata, Actinopteri, Salmoniformes, Salmonidae. The record is from RefSeq and is a predicted model, not a curated record. Gene Ontology annotation, cellular component: Golgi apparatus. Gene Ontology annotation, molecular function: palmitoyltransferase activity. The transcript is spliced from 10 exons.